Melanotaenia boesemani (Boeseman's rainbowfish) is the source of this 1864-nucleotide messenger RNA. RefSeq names its product G-protein coupled estrogen receptor 1-like. Gene Ontology annotation, cellular component: membrane. Bases 355 to 1413 code for a protein of 352 amino acids. The transcript is spliced from 2 exons. Gene Ontology annotation, biological process: cellular response to estradiol stimulus; G protein-coupled receptor signaling pathway. NCBI's taxonomy places the organism in Eukaryota, Metazoa, Chordata, Actinopteri, Atheriniformes, Melanotaeniidae. Gene Ontology annotation, molecular function: nuclear estrogen receptor activity; G protein-coupled receptor activity. The record is from RefSeq and is a predicted model, not a curated record.
ACACCUGCAUCGUGUGUUGUGGUGCACAACAAUGCUUCGCUAGGUAUUCCUGCACAUCCUUGUACAGCCUUUUACAGUCACUCCAGCAAGGCAGGGAGGACUAUCCUGACUGCAUACGCUGCACAGACAUAAAGACUAAAGAGCCUGAAUCACAUUUUUGAUCUCUAAGAAAAAGUCACGGUUCAAGAAAAGGAGACAGAAGACACCAGAAACUACACAUAAAACUCUGAAAAUAAAAGCAAUGACAAGCUAGUGAAAGUUUUUACAGCUGAAUAAAAAGGUGUAAUAUGGACACAACCAUUUAUCUGGGCUAUAAUCAUCACAGAGUAUAACCUCACAGUGCAAACCAACAACAUGCAGGUUGCCAUCUCUGAUUUUCUGCAGGCUGCCUCACAGAACAGUCAGCAUUAUAUUGUCAGCGUCUUUCUCUCUGGCCUCUACACCAUAAUCCUGUUUCCAGUCGGCCUCAUCGGGAAUAUCCUAAUCCUUGUGGUUAACCUGGACCACAGGGGCCACUUGACAGCACCAGACCUCUACUUUGUGAACCUGGCUGUGGCUGACCUCGCUCUGGUAGCCGACUCUCUAAUCGAAGUGUUCAACCUGAAAAAGGGCUACUAUGACAAUGCUGGCCUUUGCACUUUCAUGAACCUUUUCCAGCAGGCCAACAUGUACAGCAGUGUCUUCUUCCUGACUUGGAUAAGCUUUGACCGCUUUGUUGCACUGACCAGCUCAAUCGGCCGCAGUAUGUCACGGGCCCGCCUCAGCUGCUGCCUCAUCUGGGUGUCCUCAACCUUGCUUACCCUUCUCCCUUUUGCUGUAGCUCAAGUGGAACACGCAGGAGAAGUCCACUUCUGCUUUGCUAAUGUAACACAGAUUCAGUGGUUGGAGGUGAUGCUGGGAUUCUUGCUGCCCUUCUGCAUCCUGGGCAAUAGUUACUGGAGAAUAGCACGUGUGCUCCAACGCAGCCAGAGGGAGCAUGACAGGCCACAGCAAAGGUUUUACAUGCAAAGAGCCCUGCGAAUGAUCUCAGCAGCCGUGCUAGUCUUUUUCCUCUGCUGGCUCCCAGAAAACGUUUUCAUAAGUGUCCACCUCCUUAGAAGUGACAAAGACAAUAACACACUUUGGCAGGACUACCCUUUGACAGGCCAUGCUGUCAGGUUGGCAGCUUUCUCUAAGAGCUGCCUAAACCCACUCAUCUACGGCUUUCUCGGGCAGACUUUUCGGAAAAAAUUUAGGCUUUUCUUCCAGAUAAAGCGCAGAUGGUCCAAGAUGCAAGCUUCAGGAAAAUUUGUCUGUGUACCACCUGCACAGACAUGCUUACACAAAACAAGUGAAACACCAAGCAAUUCCUCAAGAUUCAACAUUCUCCCACAAACUGUUAUACACUCUCCAGAGGGGGACAUACAAGCAUGAACUGAGAUUAAAGGCAUAUAAAAGACACUUCUCUCUAAUGGACAAUGUGAAACCAAGGCCUUCAAGUACUGUAAAAACUGAGUAUCAAUUACUUUUCAAAUGAAUUUCUUUUAUUUCUGGUAUGAAAAUCAAACUCGGCUUUCUUCAUUUACUAAAAUAAUAACAUACUUCAUAAAUAAAUCAAUUAAUUAUGUUAAUAAAUACUGUCUUCAAUACACUGUAUUUCAAGUACCUUGACUCCUUCCACGUAAAUAAAAUGACUACUUUAACAUCAUAGCAACAAACAGGACACAUUUUCAGUAGCUUAUGUCCUUACCUUCGUUUGCUCUGUUUGUUGUUUGCUAUCUGCAGGUUUCUUUUUGUGUUUCUUGUCUUUUUUCCAUUUUUUAUCGCCCUUUGUAGUUGUCGCUAUAGAAGGCUUCUGUAAAUUAAACAAAAAAAUAAAAAAAAA